Molecule: messenger RNA, 693 nt
Organism: Symbiodinium natans
Lineage: Eukaryota; Dinophyceae; Suessiales; Symbiodiniaceae
Source: the annotation of a GenBank genome assembly
AUGAGCCUUGAGGUAAGAAAAGAGCGAUUUCGGUUCCGGAGCUGCCCAAAAUGCUGUGCACUUGGUCCAGGACCUAUUAGUCGCAUGUCUCGCCCUGUUGAGGCUGCUCCCCCUAGGAGAACAUGCUUUGCUAAUUCUACAAUGAUCAUGUUUGAUGGCGGCGCUCGUGCCUUUGUCGGCGAGAGGGACCCAUGCAGAUCCAGGCAUAUGGGUCAAGUCUUGGUCCUGCGCCCCAUGGAGGAAUGUCUGCUCUCCGGCUUUCCUUGCGCACUGCUCUGCGCUGCCAUCCGCCACAGCAGGGCGAUCCUGUGCGGUCACAGCCUUGGGGUCACGGUUGCCUUGACCGUAGCCACGAGGUUGACAACAUGUGGCCUGUGCGUGCGUGGCGUCGUGGGGUUGGAUCCCCGCCUUGGCCAAGCACUUGACCUGUGGGGACGUUUGGAACCCGAAAGCCUGCUGGGCUUCCAGGCGCCACUUCACUUCCGACUCGAAACGGUGAGCACUGUGGACUACGUGGCCCCGCCGGUCCCGCGCGGGCGCCUGCCAAGCCGAUUUCCAAAGUUGGCCGAAGUGGCCGCCUGGCAUCACUGCCAAGCUGCCUGGCGCCGCAAUCAGCUUCUGGCCGACGCUGACCAUUAUGAUGUGCGGCGCGCGCACAUUUGGGACAUCAGCCGUUGCAUCGAGGGCGAGUGA